Messenger RNA from Purpureocillium takamizusanense, 1970 nucleotides. RefSeq lists its product as uncharacterized. Lineage: Eukaryota; Fungi; Ascomycota; Sordariomycetes; Hypocreales; Ophiocordycipitaceae. The coding region runs from base 134 to 1957 and encodes 607 amino acids. The transcript is spliced from 4 exons. The record is from RefSeq and is a predicted model, not a curated record.
CACCCGUGCCCACCUCCUGCGAGGAUUCAAACCCAACAGGUAGCAUCUCCAUUUGGCCCCGUUACUCGUGCAACCUCGCCGUCGCCUUUUCGACGGUGCAUAGAAACUGAAGCGUAUCCGUCGGCCGGCAGCAAUGGCCCUUGAAGAAGACAAUGUACAAUAUAUCUGUGUCGAUAAACCUCGAUGCGGAUUGUGUCAAUUCCGAUUUGAAGACAACGAGUUGGUGGUAGCAGUCUACGACGAUAAUCGUAUGUCCGGUGCGUUUGGCUUCCGACGAACUGAUACGCGCCAGGAUGAGUCGGUCAACAUUGCAUUGCACAUGUGUUGCCAGAGUCGCUGCUACAGGAGCAAACGCCGCGUACCCUGCCUUCACAGAGAAUGUUAUUCCUUUCAAAUGAUUCCGAUAUCAUCGAAUUACCUCGCGGCCACCAACUAUGACUUCAAUCCAUCUAUUCAACUCGAAUUGCAAAGACAAAGGCGCAUCGAAUGGGCAGUGGCGAAGAGGCUCAAGGGUACGUUCUUAGCUCAAAUGCCGCAGGAGCUUUGCCGCAUUGUUGCUAGGUAUAUCAUUCGUGAACUGGCCGCCGUCGCUCUCCAAGAACGUGCAAAGGAUACACAGCCAUCUGUCUCCACAAUAAACCUGACGCGGGACGUCUACGCUACAUAUACCGACAUCGAGGGCAUUACGUAUAUCCAGUCGCUACGCAACUCACCACAAGACGAUUGUAGUAGCCGGCGUAUAUACGAUGCCCAGCAAGCACGCGUACCUCAGACCAUUCAUGUCGAAUAUGACCAUCUGGGCAUUAGAGGAAUCUACUUUGACGCACACAACAGUGAGCCACGAUCUUUCAGCGCCCGCUGCGGUGUAUGGUGGACGGAGACGGCGCGAGAGAGCGGCCUUUCGCGGAUCACGACGAAGUCUGACGGUGUGAAACUCAGACGGCUGGUGGACGCGACAGAUUCUGUGACUGUGCCCUUCCCCCGAGUACUUGGACAAGGUUGGCCUGCGCCCCGACUAGUGUGCCAGUUACUUGAUCUGGACACUUGCGACACCGCCAAAAACUCACCGACAAGCCUGCGGAUGAGCUCUUUUGAGUUCAACACACCAGAGACGAGCGGGUAUUGCGUCGCAAUCUUUGGAUUCAACAUAUCAAAAAUUUAUGCGCAUCAAUGGAAUACCAACGCAUCCUUCUACAGCGACUUGGUCAGCGAUUCGAGCUCCACGUUGUGGAUGUACAUGCCUGUCGACGAAGAGGAACAUUUGACACACAUUUGGGCCGUCAGACAUUCCGAAUCCGGUCUCGUGGGGCUAAUAUUUCACACAAACCAGGACAGAAAAGCACUGUUCGGGUGUUAUAUGGUUCACCCUAAGUUCCAACUCCAGUUCCAUCUCAUCUACUCCACAACAAGACGUCCUUCCCGGGUGUACUUCAAUGAGUGGGACCCAUUUGAAGACGAAAAGCGUCUCAAAUACAUCGGGAUCGAGAGCGACGCCACGGGAACAAACAAGGCUAUCAAACAACGCUUGGAAACAUCUACAAGCAUGUGCCCUCUGCCCCUUACAUCCACACCGCCACCUUACACGCAGUACAACGAGCCGUGGUACUACACUUACUGCAUGUUGGAAAAUGUUGUGGAAAUUGCAUGCUGCGUCGAUAGGACCAUUUCACACAGACCUAUCAUUGGCAUGCUGAUGUACUACGGCGAUGGCCAUCGUGCCUGCAUAGGGCAAUAUCGGCUGGACUGGGUUGUCGACAGGUUUUCUGUUGAUCCUGCGAUGUUGCUGCGUAUUGGCUUGGCGAAGACCCGGAGAAAUCUUCCCUAUGUCGUGAGAAUUUGCUUGAGGAAACCGGCCGCUACGGUAUCCGGCCCUAUCUCCUGGAUGGACGUUCCUUGGCAGGGCAAGCUUGAGUGGUGGUUUUCACAACGUCAGUGUCGGCUAUACCAUUGUGACUGAAUCUUAUUGAAUG